CGUAGAGAAAAUUUCCUCCACGGUGGUGAUCUCGAAGCCGCUUGUAGCGCUAUUUCAGGCGCCGCUUGCGUUGCAUCCGCAUCGCUUUCGCAAGAACUUUGUGUGGAUUAUGUCGCUUUUCCGGAAGGCGCUGUUGCGCAGAGCACUGAAGCAGUGGAAUGAACGGGCGCGCAGCGAG
Molecule: messenger RNA, 178 nt
Organism: Amoebophrya sp. A25
Lineage: Eukaryota; Dinophyceae; Syndiniales; Amoebophryaceae
Source: the annotation of a GenBank genome assembly